Caenorhabditis elegans is the source of this 1916-nucleotide messenger RNA. RefSeq names its product CUB-like domain-containing protein (gene K08D8.3). NCBI's taxonomy places the organism in Eukaryota, Metazoa, Nematoda, Chromadorea, Rhabditida, Rhabditidae. The record is from RefSeq and is marked reviewed. The transcript has 9 exons. The coding region runs from base 66 to 1505 and encodes 479 amino acids.
UUUCAUAUAAAACGGUUUGAAAUUGAAACAAUCUUGAUUAUUACAAUUUCACUUCAAAAAAAGUUAUGAAGCUCUCGAUUCUCACGUUUUUGGUUUGCGUGACAUGCGUCUCAUCAAGUGGGUAUCAGUGUCAGGGACCCAUCAAAAUUUCUCCACCGGAUGAUCUCACAAGAACCGUAUAUUGGCCGUCGAUCUGGAAUGAUUCGAUGCCUCCGAUUCCUAUUGCCACUCAGCAGAAUUGUAAAUGGGAGAUAGCUGUUCCGGAUGGUUUGUAUGCAACUGCAGUGUUUUAUAAGAAUGCAAAAAAUAAUGUUGCGAUAGCUGUAGGGUAUCCGAAUGGACUACAGGAGGGACUUGACAACAUGGACUACAACCCGUAUAUUUUCACAUCUCCUCAGUUCCUGAUCAACCUCUACAAGUCGGCAGGAGACGGAAGCUUCUCCUUCAAAGUCACUUGGUCGAAGUAUCCGAAUGUUGCUCAUGAUACCGUGCAGUUGUUAAAAAAUGACAAGCCUUUCGCGAUGGCUCCAAAUACUCAUCUCACUACUUUCAAUGCGGAAACUACAGUCGGGCUUGUAGCCUUUACCCUUCGAAAUCAAUCCCAUUACCCGUUGCUCCGCCAGUCAGCAGUUUACGACGGAGAUUCGACUAGCGGAGCAUUCAUUGGAACUCUGUACAGCAUCAUGAUGCUGGAAAAAGAGGUGGUGAGCUCCGGGAAGACAUUGACCGUGUUCACGUGGGGACUACUCAAUGAACUAUUCGACUACACUCUAUUCAUGGUGCAAGAUCAUGCAAAUGAACCGUACGCAAACAAGUAUCGAGGAUGGAAUUGCUAUUCGGACACCGAAUGUUCAUUUCAAAUGAUUGCACUCACAGGAACUUCAGUGAUUGCAACGUCUGAUAGCAGACCAGAGUUUAUAAAGAGUAUUGGGAUAUUCCCUAGUGGGGCCACGUUGAAGAUAUACGAAGGACGAAUUGGUAAUGACAGUUUGGUCACUACGUUGACAAAAGCCAACUACCAAUCUCGUCUGCCUAUGGAAUUGAAGAACACCAUUCGCCAGUACGUCCUGGACUCUGGAUCUUUGCAGAUUCAACUCUCGAGAAGCUCAGCUGAUGCAAAUUGGAAUACAGUUUACAAUGGAAGAAAAGGCUUCGUACACUCUUUUUAUCACGGGACAAAUAGCAAUGAGCAAGACACUGGUGAAACAUUAUAUACUGCUGGCUGGACAGAGCAACUGUAUUUUAAUUAUGUUGUGAGGGAUGCCGAUUUCACGGGAAACCUGACAACUUUGACGGUUAUGAUUUUGAGUAAAGGGCAGCAGGUUUCGUUGACAGUAUAUAACUCCAAAAAUCUUCCACCUGCGACAACUGUUAGUGUUCAAGGCGACACUUAUCAUAUCAAAUAUUUUACUAAUGGAGUAAACACUACAGGGUUUCGAAUUGACUUUUCAACUACUUUCACAGGAUAUGUUACUGGGACUUCUGUUUCCGACUGCUACUACUAAUUCUACAACAAAUACACAAUAUUCAACUUCAACACUUGUAACUGAAAGUCAAACUCAAGGAAUCAGUUCAAGUUCAACUUCUAGCAAUAAUUUUACAACUCCGACGCCACCAGGAACAGUUGAAACAACAACAAAAGCAUCUUUCAAGAAGCUUACAAGUUUUGUUUUCACUACUUUUGUUAUAAUUGCUUUUUCUUCAAUGUGAUAAAUUUGAAAAAAAAAGUUUUGAACGGAAUUUUGAAAUGCUAUCUCUGUGCAUUUACUCCCCCAUAAGACCAGUCGUUUUUGACAUGUAGAUUCUUAUCUGGUUUCAUUAACCAACCAAAUUUGUGUUUUAGAGUAUUUCUGCGUUUAUGAUGCAUGUUUAAUCUUAACUUUUGACAAUCAUGAAAACUAGAAAAGUUUGAAAAG